UUGGCAGCAUUGAACCCUUGAACCUCGCGUAUGCAGCAUUUUGUUAUUAUCACAGAAUAUAAGUAAAAGUUAUGAAUAGAGGUUAAUACCUUAAUUUGUAAAUAUUUGAAAAUUGUAAAACAAUGGCGCCAAAUUUAUCAGUACCCGUCGAACGCUACGAGCCAAGUAGCGUUGGUGUAAAUGCUAUUCUCCUGGGCCCGCCAGGCUCUGGCAAAGGAACACAGGCCCCCAUGCUAAAAGAAAAGUUUUGUGUGUGUCAUUUAUCAACUGGUGAUAUGCUGCGUGCAGAAAUUGCAUCUGGAUCUAAGCUUGGUACUGAGUUGAAAAAGGUGAUGGAUGAGGGAAAACUUGUGUCCGAUGAGCUUGUCGUGGAUAUGAUUGAUUCUAAUCUGGAUAAACCCGAAUGCAAAAAUGGCUUUCUUUUGGACGGAUUUCCAAGGACUGUUGUACAAGCUGAAAAGCUCGAUAAGUUGUUGGACAAGAGGAAGACAGGCUUGGAUGCCGUUAUUGAAUUUGCUAUAGAUGACAGCUUGCUGGUAAGGAGAAUAACCGGUCGGUUAAUUCAUCAAGCAAGUGGAAGAUCAUAUCAUGAAGAGUUUGCCCCACCGAAAGUUUCAAUGAAAGAUGAUAUUACUGGUGAGCCCUUAAUGAAGCGAAGUGACGAUAAUGCCGAGGCCCUAAAAAAACGACUGGAGGCCUAUCACAAGCAAACCAGACCAUUAGUUGAUUACUAUGGAUUAAGAGGAUUACAUUUUAAAGUUGAUGCUGCCAAAAAAUCGAGCGAUGUCUUUUCAACAAUUGACUCAAUUUUCUUACGAAAAACCUCUUUGAAAGAUCAGUUGUAAUUCGGUAAACAAACAACUAAUACCGCUAGUUUUGAUACUGCCUGUUAUUUCAUUUUGAUAAUAAAAUAAUAGUUGAAUUUUGAAUGUAUUUAUCAAUAGUUGACAAAGUAUAAAUUACAUAUGGCACUGCAGAAUUUCAUUGUACAGUUUUACAAAUAAAUACGGGUUUAUGAGCUAUUCCAAUAA
This is a messenger RNA of Drosophila innubila, 1031 nucleotides long. RefSeq names its product adenylate kinase (gene Ak2). The transcript has 4 exons. The coding region runs from base 123 to 845 and encodes 240 amino acids. The record is from RefSeq and is a predicted model, not a curated record. Gene Ontology annotation, cellular component: cytoplasm; mitochondrion. Gene Ontology annotation, molecular function: AMP kinase activity; ATP binding. Gene Ontology annotation, biological process: ADP biosynthetic process. Lineage: Eukaryota; Metazoa; Arthropoda; Insecta; Diptera; Drosophilidae.